AUGUCUCUUGCAACCCUGGACACCACAGAGCACCCCAACCUCCCCGCCGUAUCCACAACACUCUUCAGAGCUAAGGCCGCUCGCAAGCUAACAUUUGAGAAAAUUGGCGAGCACCUCGGUCGCAAUGAAGUAGCUGCAGCUGCCAUAUUCUACGGCCAGGCCAAGGCGUCACCCGAAGAUAUCGAAAAGCUGGCCGAUCUGCUUCUCAUCCCCCAGCAGCCUUUGGAGGAACAACUCAACGGCUUCCCCGAUCGUGGCCGCUCUGUCCAAAUGCCGCCCAAGGAACCCCUUAUCUACCGACUCUAUGAGAUCGUGCAGAACUAUGGCUAUGCCUACAAGGCGGUUCUCAAUGAGAAGUUUGGGGAUGGGAUUAUGAGUGCAAUCUCGUUUUCGACCAAGGUUGAAAAGGAGACUGAUGAGGAUGGUAAUAACUGGGCUGUUAUCACUCUUCGUGGGAAAUGGCUGCCCUUUUCUCGAUUCUAA
Penicillium crustosum is the source of this 483-nucleotide messenger RNA. It is a transcript of the gene cyn1, whose product is annotated as putative cyanate hydratase. Gene Ontology annotation, molecular function: DNA binding; cyanate hydratase activity. The transcript is spliced from 3 exons. NCBI's taxonomy places the organism in Eukaryota, Fungi, Ascomycota, Eurotiomycetes, Eurotiales, Aspergillaceae. The coding region runs from base 1 to 483 and encodes 160 amino acids. The record is from RefSeq and is a predicted model, not a curated record.